ACAAUCAGCAAAAAGUUCGCUCUAUGAACGCAAAAAGAAAGAAAACAAACUGGGUACAAUGAGGUGACAUUAUUUUACCCAGCCUUCAACCAUUGGUCAUUAAAAGUAUAAAAAUGAAAUGUAUUAAAUAAAUAAAAAAUGUAAGUGUUAAAGCAAAAUACUUUUAACAUUCCAUGAAUAACUCCUUAAGAUCCUCCUUCUAUCCGCAGCAAUGUUACAGAUGUGUUAAAUAUAAUUAUAGGAAAAUGUGUCUUCUUAACAAUUACAUUUAACAGCUUGUGUGUGAAAACAAACCUGGAAAGAGACACGAGGAUUUGGGAAGGAUUAUUUGUAGCGCGGACUUAUGAUUUGAAAUUAUUUGUAAAGUUUUCCUUGUUAGGAAAAAGGUGGAUAGUAAUGAAAAAGGACAAAAAAAAAAAAGGAUACAUUGGAUUCUUUACAAUUGGCAUCUUAAAAUGUAAUGAAUUUAGUAAUUAAUGACUCUUAAUAUAAAAAGGAAAUACUCUCCAACAUCACAAUUUUAAGUGUGGGAAGUUGAUUAUAAUUAUGACUGCUGAAUUAUGUUAGUGCCUAUUACAGCUUUGCUGUUUUGUUAACUGAAUGAGCUAAUAUUACUGGUGUUGCUCAGGAGAUUGGACCCAUGGGUGCAUACAUGAUGCAUCAAGCGACGCACAGCCUUCAAACAAGCCCAAAUAACCACAAGGGAGUCAAUAAAGGAUCUCCAUCUGUUCCUCCACAAUACCGUACCACUCUCCCUGUGGACAAUUAACUUCACAUAAACCUACCACUCUCCCUGUGGACAAUUAACUUCACAUAAACCUACUUUGCACAGCACACACAUUAUUAAACACACACACACUCCCACAAGCACACAUAUAUACAACAACACAUAGAAAUUCAUUAUGCAUGGUUCUCUUGAUUGAAAACAUUUUCCUCCAAACACUGCAUGUGUUUCUGAGAAAAAAGAACUUUGACAAUGAUCUCCAGCGCAAGGUAAUCUGGGAGCAUGGACUGCACAGUUUGGGCCUAAUUUUAACAAGUGUCCCUUAAGACCGGCCUCUAUAAAAGCUUUGGAAAAAAGAACAUAGCUGAGCAUUCAAAUACAAGGAGGUUGGCAGAAGUGUCUCCAACGGAUGUAAUCACACUUAAAAACAGGACUGUCAAAACAACUCGCAAGUUUCUAAAGGCUAUGAAACCAGACGGAUUUCUUUGAGGCUCAGUUACCAGUAAGUGACUUUUUUUCUUUUAGAAAAUUGUAGGCAUACAAAUGGGUGUAGCCUCUUAAUGUAACAUUAUCACAUUAAAAUUAUAUUAGAAAUAAGGCAAAAUGUGUUUCAAAGUGGUACAACCAUACAUAAAAGAGAACUUAAGAAAAAUUAUUAACCAGGAUAAUGAAGGUGGCAAAUAACUUGUGUUUAAGCAAAAUAAAUGGUUAUGGUUUAUUAAUUUAAUUAGAUCGAGAAAAAAAACAAGAUUAAACAUUUUCCCAUCAUCUAGUUAAGACAAAAUCUACGCCAUAUAUAAUUUCAAAUAUUUUAGUUCAGAAUAGGCCAGACCAAUUCUGAUAUUGAGACCAACAAUAACUCUUAAAUAUUCUGCAAAGUUUAGGUCGUUCACCACAUGAGUGGUAAUGAAUCACUGGUGGCAGUCGGUGGUGGAAAUCCAAACCAGAAAGAGGCAGGUGAAUGAAUGCGAGCGGGCACAGGCCGCCCUGAGCAAAGUGACAGCCUGCUUCCAGCAAAUGGCCAACUCCUUGGAGAGCAACAUGGAUAGGAGCUUCCUUAGAGAGGAGCUGGAAGAAACCAGGACAGCAGCUCAUAAAAUAUUCUCAGGGCUUCACCGGAGGCUGCUAAGUCUGCUGACAGAAAUGGAGCAAGGACAAGAGGACAAAGAACAGGCUGAAUGACUUUGGGUGAUCUUCUUGUCCAGUUUGGAAAACUUCCAGCAGGACCUACAGAAGGUCAAAGUCUUGCGAGAGUCAUUCCCUCUGAUCCAGCACAAAGAGCGACAAGCCCUCAUCAACGCAGGUUAUGUGGGUGGAACUUCGGAAAUGGCAGCUCGGGCAGCCAUAGUGCAAACACCAUGGUUAUCAGUAGAGGAGACUGCAAGCCCAGACCUGAAGCAGCACAUAAUGGAGAUUAAUGUUCAGCUUGAAGAAAUGUUUCAAAGAGUUAAUAUUCCACUGUGGUCUAUUGAACCCACACAAAAAGCCUGGGUAGAAGACCAAGAAAGUAGGCAAGAAGAGGAUGAAAGCUUGGAAGACAUCAUGGAAGUGGAGGUGGUGUCUCAAAAUAAUACAUUAGGUUGUUGCAAUCACCACAACUGCAAAGUAGGCUGUCUACUAUGUCUGCUUAGCCAAGUUCUGACACUAGGUUAAAAGACAAGUUUUGAAAUUGAGACACUCUACAAUAGCUUUCCUGUCCAAUAACAUUGGUUACAAUAGUUGACCAUAAUACUCUGAAAACACAACAUAUAUCAAAAAGAGAAAGAAAACAAAUCCCUAACACUGUGCAUGAUUAGUUUUCUUUAUCCUAUAGUUUUGAUCUUUUUGGUCCGUCUCCU
Molecule: messenger RNA, 2562 nt
Organism: Carassius gibelio (silver crucian carp)
Lineage: Eukaryota; Metazoa; Chordata; Actinopteri; Cypriniformes; Cyprinidae
Product: regulator of G-protein signaling 9-binding protein
Biological process (GO): G protein-coupled receptor signaling pathway
Cellular component (GO): neuron projection
Source: RefSeq, a predicted model, not a curated record